This is a messenger RNA of Culex pipiens pallens (northern house mosquito), 2018 nucleotides long. Its product is annotated as 1-acyl-sn-glycerol-3-phosphate acyltransferase alpha-like. Gene Ontology annotation, cellular component: endoplasmic reticulum; membrane. Gene Ontology annotation, biological process: phosphatidic acid biosynthetic process. Gene Ontology annotation, molecular function: 1-acylglycerol-3-phosphate O-acyltransferase activity. The record is from RefSeq and is a predicted model, not a curated record. NCBI's taxonomy places the organism in Eukaryota, Metazoa, Arthropoda, Insecta, Diptera, Culicidae. Bases 713 to 1549 code for a protein of 278 amino acids. The transcript has 5 exons.
UCGAGAUCACUUGGUGCGCGCGUUCGAGACCAAAAUUUAAGCCCGCAGAAACCCGCGAUAUCUCAGCAGGCCUUGCGGUUGCGACUUCCACGCGCGCGCUCGAAAGAGAUGUGAGCCGUGCCGUCGAAGUUCGGAAACACGCACACAGAUUUGAAAAAUUCGUCAUGCGCACGACGGCGGUUGCGGCGUGACACGGGGUGACAAACGGCGUGUUGUGAGGCGUAUCACGGCGGUAUUUUCACAGACACACACACGCGCGCAAGUGUCAAAACAGACCAGAGGCAGGACUUGAUAUUUCGGAGCAGCAAUGACAGUGGACGGUCGGAGUUGAUGUUUUCGCUGCUGGUUAGCGCGUGUUUGGUGGUGAAAAUUAGUGUUUUAUUGUUAAGGAAUUGGUCAAUUAGUGGCGUCUCGAAAAGUGGUGCGACUCUGGUCCCGCUGGGAACUUGAAGUUGCCGGUGCAAAAUAUAGUAAUUAAAUUACCUCUGUGGUUCACCAAAGUGACACACAAAAAUCGAUCCGUGAGACAAACGGCAUGGCCACAAUCUAGGUCAUACAGUGUCGAAAAGAAAAGUGAAAAGCCGAUAUCAAACGAUUUCCAAGCAAUAGGAAUAGCCCCUAAAUCGCCGCAACAACCGACCAACCAAACCAAAAGUCCAAACCAAGAGACCAAUAACUAAACAAUCAGGAAAAAGUUCGAUCGCGGCAAGCCAUGGAAGCCAUAAUUAGUGCAAUAAAGGACGCCUUUUUGGGCAGCUGGUCCCUUCAGCUCGUGCUCGGUUCGAUCCUGCUCAGCCUGGUAUGGCCCACGUUCAAAUAUUACGCAAAAAUGACCGCCAUCCUGUUCGUUUCGUUCAUGGUGCUGGUGAUUCCGAUUCCAUUGUUCCUGAUUAAGCCCCGGUGGCCACUGAAUGCCCUAAUAUCCGGAAUCGUGGCCUGCGAAUUCAUCCGAUGGCUCGGAGUGGAAUACGAAAUCCGGGGGACGGAACAUAUCAACGUCAAAAACGGCGGAGUAGUCUUGCUGAACCAUCAGAGUGCGAUAGACAUCGUUUUACUAUCCCGCUUGCUUCGCGACUUCCGUAACAUCGUUCCGGUCGUGAAAAAGGAGCUGUUCUACGCGUUCCCCUUCGGCAUCGGUUCCUACCUGGUGGGCGUGGUGUUCAUCGACCGCAAGAACACCGCCUCGGCAAAGGAUGUCAUGAACCGCGAGUCGAUCGCCAUCAAUCGCGACAACCUCAAACUGGCCAUCUUCCCGGAGGGCACCCGCCACGACAAGGACACGCUGCUCCCCUUUAAGAAGGGUUCGUUCCACGUGGCCAUCGACUCGCAGUCGAUCGUGCAGCCGGUCAUCGUGUCCAAGUAUCGCUUCAUCGACCACAAGCGGAAGCGGUUUGGGCGCGGGCGGGUGAUAGUGAACAUCCUGCCGGAGAUUUCGAUGCAGGGCAAAACCAAGGAGGACCUGAACGCGCUGGUCGAGCACUGCCAGAGCACGAUGCAGGCCGAGUUCGAUGCGCUGAGCGCCGAGGUGCAACAGUACUGCCAUCUGUAGGGCGGAUCAAACUGAGCAAACCAAACAAAAAAACAUAGAGCAAUUUCGGUUGUGUAGGGGAGUCCGCAAAGGGAGAUAUUACCAAAACAACAAAACCAAGGACAGGGUCGAACCUUGCCACUUUUCGGGGAGUAGUUUUAGAAUAAGUGACUCAAAUACCUUACUCUAAUGAGAGUAAAAGGGUAGGCAAAGAGUAUUAGAUCGAGUGCGUGCAUGGGAGUAGGGAUGCUCAUUUGAUCUUUGCGCUGCCAAACGAGGUCAUUCUUAGGAGUUUUUUUUUUUUAAUUUUUGCAAACUAUGUCGCAUCGUUAAUCACUAGUCGAACGCAUGUUUUUUCGCAGACAAACAAAAAAAAAAGGUUAGGAAUUGAUACUUAAGGUCUUAAAGUCCAUCCCGUUAGUAGGGUAACGAAUAAAUUUUUAUUGAUCUUGGAAUUGGUUAAAUUAAAGAAAAAGACAAAAACUGUAAA